This is a messenger RNA of Galleria mellonella (greater wax moth), 1853 nucleotides long. RefSeq names its product mitochondrial ribonuclease P catalytic subunit (gene mldr). The coding region runs from base 114 to 1691 and encodes 525 amino acids. Gene Ontology annotation, molecular function: ribonuclease P activity; protein binding. The record is from RefSeq and is a predicted model, not a curated record. Lineage: Eukaryota; Metazoa; Arthropoda; Insecta; Lepidoptera; Pyralidae. Gene Ontology annotation, biological process: mitochondrial tRNA 5'-end processing; tRNA 5'-leader removal. Gene Ontology annotation, cellular component: mitochondrial ribonuclease P complex; mitochondrion. The transcript is spliced from 5 exons.
AUUUAUCUAAAGUCUCUAUUUUUAAUCUGUGCUAAGUCUAUUAUAUAUGUAUUCUUUUUACCUAUGUACUUUAAAAAUAUACCUAUUAAUAUUGAAAUUAAUUUAAAUCAAAUAUGUUUUGUACUGCAUUUCGCAUAUUUUCUUUACAAAGCCGCCCUCAUAAAUUGGUUUCACGGAAUGUUGUGAGAGUUAAUACUGUUAUUGGAAAGAAACAUGCAGCUGAUCAACUGGAAUAUAUAAAAUCGGCCGCUGAAGAAAAUAUUGUCGAUUGGUCAGAAGUAAAGAAAAAUGCCUUAUCAAUACAAGGGUCUUUAAAUUCUAAGAAUAUUGAUGCGGUACUUCUAAAAGUUAUGGUUAAUGUUAGAAACUUUGAUGCGGCACUGUCGUUUGCUGAUUAUCUCAGAGACACCAACAGUGAAUUGAGUUUGGGAUCUAUUAAUAGUCUGUUGUUACUAUACUACCAGAUAGGAAGGACGGAGAAGUUAACAGAUGACCAAAAGAAGUUUAUAUUGGAUACAUAUAAGAGUCUCUAUGAUAAAUAUACAGUAUUAGAUUUUACAACUUGUGAAAGACUACUUCAUGCUUUAUGUGUAAUAGAUGAAUGGAAGAAGGCAUUUAAAGUUCUCGAUAACAUAUUUUUGAGCUGUAAACCGUCACAUUCGGCGUAUAGUACAUUAAUAGCGACACUAUUUCGAUGUAAUAAAAAGAAUGAAGCAAUGAAGUUAAUUGAACAAAGUGUCAGUAAUAAUAGGCCAUUGAUGGAUGGUGCAUAUGAAGCAUGGAUUAACUAUAUCCUCAGGAAAUAUAAGGAUAAGAAAACAAUAUUGAAAUACAUGGAGGACAUCUUGAUAUUUAUAUCUGAUAAUCUAACAAAAGUUAAUGCAGAGACUGCUCAGAAAAUACGACAUUAUUACAGUUCUCAUAGUUGGGAUGUACAAUUUACUAAAAUUAGAAAGUCAGAUGGCCAAUGCAUGAAGUGUUCUGAAACACUAGAUCCAUUGCAGUUAACUGGAGAACAAUUUAAAAUGUUACAAGAGAAUGUGAAAGAAAAGUUGAUUGUUGGUUCUAAUUUGUUUCUAAAGACAUCACCCGAUGAAUUGAAUAGGUUUUUAGAAUUUCUAGAGAAGACUGCACCAUAUGAUGUUGUUUUAGACGCUCUGAACAUAGCAUAUGCUGGUAAAAGAGGGCCAAUGGAUAGAUACAGGGUUUUGAAUUAUGUUGUUGAUUAUUAUAGCAAGAUGAAUAAGAGGAUAUUGUUGUUGGGAAGAAAACAUAUGCUCCGUUGGAAGAAUCACCAGAUACAGAAGUUAAUGAAUAAAACCUGCAGCUUCUUCACUGAAGACUUAUCACAGGACGAUCCUUUCUUCAUAACAGCAGCGAUAUGGAGUGGACCACAUACCGAUAUUGUGUCUAAAGACCUUCUGCGAGGGCACAUGUUCUUGAUGCAAGACGAGAAACUGAAGCUGAUAUUCAGGAAGUGGCAGUGGCAACAUCAGUGGAUGGUGUUCAUAAACAAACAGGGCAGGAUCAUAUUACAGGAACCACUGAGGUUCAAUCCGUACGCACAGAAAAAUAACGGCAGCUGGCAUUUACCGUACGAGACUGAAGAUGUCACGGACGCGCCUCAAAUCAACGACGGCGUGCCGGAUUUGUCAAAGUGGCUUUGUUUAAGAUAUAAACCAGUUAGAUGAUAAAUAUACAAAUAAUAUUUUAUUACUUAUGUUUUAUUACUUUAGGUUUUCCUAGUUCAGCCGUCAGUCUCCACAAUACAUAAACUGUGUAUUCUUAAGUGAAUAGUUUGUUGUGUUUUUAAUAUUUUAAAUAAUAUUUAUAAAUAAAUUGUUAAAAUUUAA